Saxophila tyrrhenica is the source of this 1737-nucleotide messenger RNA. RefSeq lists its product as uncharacterized. Bases 1 to 1737 code for a protein of 578 amino acids. The transcript has 2 exons. Gene Ontology annotation, cellular component: cytoplasm. Lineage: Eukaryota; Fungi; Ascomycota; Dothideomycetes; Mycosphaerellales; Extremaceae. The record is from RefSeq and is a predicted model, not a curated record. Gene Ontology annotation, molecular function: guanyl-nucleotide exchange factor activity.
AUGCCACCCAAGAAGGCGGCCGCUGCCUCGGCGGCAUCCUCGAAGCCCUCGAGGGCAGGCACCAAGCGCAAGGCCGAAGAGCCCGUCGCUCCCACCGUCGCGAAGAAGGCAAAGGCCACUACACGCGCCGUAAAGACUCCCACCACCGCCGCGACCAAGGAGACGGCGCCGGCCAAAAAGGCCACCACCAAGAAGGCAGCUGCGCCAAAGCAGACCAAGAGCGCCGCUUCUCGAAAGCCGGCAGCCGCCACGAAGACCCAGAGCACUGCUGCUGCGAUCAAGAAAUCUGCCUCCCCUGCGGAGAAGAAACAGCCGGCCAGCAGGAGGCGCAAGGCCGAGACUGAGGUCACGUCUACACAACCGACCAAGAAGGUCAAGCCUCUCGAGAAGGGGCCAGUCAUCAACGAGCCGCCAACCGCGGCGCUCAAUGUCUACGUGUUUGGAGAAGGAUCGUCGGGAGAGCUUGGACUCGGCACCGCGAAGAACGGCAUCGACGUGAAACGUCCACGCUUGAACGCGAAUCUGGCUGCCGACAAAGCAGGCGUCGUGAAGAUCGUCGCUGGUGGCAUGCACUGUCUCGCGCUUACACAAGACAACAAGAUCCUCUCGUGGGGCGUCAACGAUCAAGGCGCGCUGGGGAGAGACACAACAUGGGAGGGAGGUCUACGCGACAUGGACGCAGAGGAGGACUCGGACAGCGAGAGCGGGGACGACAACGGCAUCAAUCCAAAAGAGUGCACACCAGAGGCGGUUGACUUCUCGCAGACCGAGCUCGCAGAAGGAAUGCGCUUUGCGGACAUCGCCGCUGGUGACUCUUGUUCAUUCGCGGUCACAGAUGACGGUCGCGUGUACGGCUGGGGCACGUUCCGGAAGGGAGACGGUAUUUUCGGCUUCACUUCGCCAGGAAACGUGGUCACCAGGCCUGUACUACUGCCCGACCUCAAGAAGAUCACCUCUAUCGCCACCGGCAGCAACCACGCACUCGCGCUCGACAGCACCGGCGCAGUCUGGGCAUGGGGUGCAGGAGAGCAGAUGCAGCUCGGACGCAGGAUCAUAGCAAGGACCCAAGCAGAAGGGCUCAUACCACGCCAGUUCGGCCUACCCAAAGGACCAAAGAACGGCAUCUCACAGAUCGCAAGCGGCUCGGAUCACAGUUUCGCCAUCUCCAAGAACGGCGCAGUCUACAGCUGGGGCUCCAACAACUUCGGCGAGACGGGCGUCGCAGACGGUGCAGGCGAAGACAACGCCGCGGUCACCAACCCUACUAUUGUCGCUUCCCUGAACGGCAAAGUCAUCACCACCAUCGCCGCCGGCACCCACCACACCAUCGCCGCCACAGAAGCAGGCGAGUGUCUCGUCUGGGGCCGCGUCGACAGCGCACAGUCGGGCAUCGAAAUGGACGACAUCGCCAAACUCCCCGACGACGCCAUCAUCCGCGACCCGAACAAAGGCGAGCCGCGCAUCAUCAUCCUCCCGCAACCCGUCGCCGAGAUCGAGGGAGACGUCUCCGCCGUCGCAGCAGCGGGGGAUCAGUGCAUCGCCGUCACGAAGGAAGGGAAGGCGUGGAGUUGGGGUUUCUCGUCGAACUAUCAGACGGGACAGGGCACGGAUGAGGAUGUCGAGGUCGCGACGUUGAUGGAUAAUACUGCGAUUAGGGGGAAGAAGAUCACCGGGGCGGAGUGUGGGGGGCAGUUUGGCAUGUUGACCGAGCGGGUCCUGCUUGCGAAUGGGGUUUGA